This is a messenger RNA of Pseudozyma flocculosa PF-1, 1053 nucleotides long. RefSeq lists its product as uncharacterized. NCBI's taxonomy places the organism in Eukaryota, Fungi, Basidiomycota, Ustilaginomycetes, Ustilaginales, Ustilaginaceae. Gene Ontology annotation, molecular function: oxidoreductase activity, acting on the CH-OH group of donors, NAD or NADP as acceptor. Bases 1 to 1053 code for a protein of 350 amino acids. The record is from RefSeq and is a predicted model, not a curated record. The transcript has 2 exons.
AUGUCCUCGUCGCCCCUCGUCCUCAUCACGGGAGUCACGGGCUUCCUGGCGGCCCACGUCCUCGACUCGGUCCUCGCCUCGCCGCACAACUACCGCGUGCGCGGAACGCUGCGCUCCCUCUCGAAGCGCGACGCCCUCCUCGCCCGCCUCGCGCCAAAGGACCGCGACCGCAUCGAGCUCGUAGAGGUCGCCGACACGGCCACGUCCGACCUCCUCGACGCCGUCCGCGGCGUCGACUACAUCCUCCACGUCGCGUCCCCCUACCAGCUCAACGUCGAGGACGCAGAGAGGGACCUCCUCAUCCCCGCCGUCGAGGGCACCCUCAACCUCCUCCGCUUCGCCAAGAAGCAGGGCGGCGUAAAGCGCGUCGUCGUCACCUCGUCCUUUGCCGCCGUCACCAACUUCGAGGAAGGCGGACCCAACCGCCCCGGCUUCACCUACACCGCAUCCGACUGGAACCCUUCGACGUACGAAGAUGCGCUCAAGGCGGGCGGCGCGGGCGCCUUUUCCUACUCGGUCUCCAAGAAGCUCGCCGAGCAGGCCGCCUACGACUACGUGGCCGCCGAGCGUCCCUCGUUCGCGCUGGCCACCGUCAACCCGCCCAUGAUCUACGGCCCGACGCUGCAGCCGGGCGUCACCAAGCAAAACCUCAACACGUCGUCCAGGACCAUCUACAACCUCGUCUCGGGCGCCGACGCCAUGCCCGAGGACAGGCUGCCCCUCUUCUGCCACGCCCGCGACGUCGCAGACGCCCAUACCCUCCUCCUCGAGGGCCCCGACGACGUCAUGGGAAAGCGCUACCUCGUCUGCGGCGGCAAGUUCACCUGGGCCCACGCCGUCCUCCACAUCAGCGAGCGCUUCCCCGACCUCCGCGGCAGGCUGCCAAAGGGCUGGGAGGAGGCCACCAAGCAGCUCCGCAACCUCGACCAGAUCGCCAGCCUCGACACCGCCCCUGCCGAAAGGGACCUCGGGAUCAAGUUCAAGGACUGGAAGACGACGCUCGACGAGUCCAUCGAGAGCCUGCUGCAGCUGGAAAAGGAGCAGGGCUGGUAG